AUGUUUGAUUAAUAAAUUAAAUCUCUCCAGUGUGCAGCAAUAGAAACAUAAGCCUAUUAUGAUAUUUAUUGGUAAGUACCUUCAAAGUAAGCAGCUGCAUAUAAUAUGCUUCUCGAUAAAUUCAAUAAUACUAAAAUAAAAAUUGAGGUUGAUUACAAUUAGAUUCAAUUACAUCCAUAAAUAAUGGAAAUAAUAAACUAUUACAAUCAUAUUCAAACAUCUUAAAUACCAUUAAUUAAAGCAACAACUGAAAUUGUAAUUUUAGGUCCACCUUCAUCAGAUCCUAAUUAACACUACAAUAGAUCUAUUUAGAAAAUAUGUUCUAAAUUAUUAAAUGAGAAUCUCUUAGAUGAUUUAAGUAAUUUCACAAUUGAAAAAUAAAUAUUCUAGAAUCUCAAUAAUUUAAUUCAUUGUCAAGGUUUAAAUACUGUAAUCUUAUAACCAUGUACAAUACCUGUGCUUAGUAAUUAUCCUCUAUGGUUUAGUUAAGGUUUAAUUAAAACACUCGAAGCUUAUUAAGUAGGAUACCUAGAACUUGAAGAAAUAGAUUAUCUCACAGAAAUUCAGAUUAAAUUCAUUCACUCAAGCUUAAAUUACAUAGAUUCUAAGUUAAAAUAAAAAAAUAGCAUUAGAAGUAAAAAUGAACCAAAUACAUUGUCACCAUAUAAAGGGUCUAACAUUCAUCAAUCUGAAAUUGAUAAUUAGUAAUCCAAACAUAGAACCAAAAGUAUACUUGUUUCAAAUUGGUUUCAUUUUAAGACUUAUUCAAAUCUCAGACCCAGAGAUACUCAAAGUUAAAUUAAGAGACAUAAAGCAGUAUCAAGUUCAUAAGUAGAUUUGCACACUCCAUUUAGUCCUUAAAAGUAAAGUCCCUUUAAUUUAAAGGCUAACAUAAAGCCCAGAUGGUUUGAGCAUAUUUAUUAAAAAUGA
Paramecium primaurelia is the source of this 930-nucleotide messenger RNA. NCBI's taxonomy places the organism in Eukaryota, Ciliophora, Oligohymenophorea, Peniculida, Parameciidae. The record is from the annotation of a GenBank genome assembly.